AUGAAAAAGACUCAGACUACACCAGAACCUUCUGAACCCAUUCCACCUCAUUCUGAACCCACAUCAGAACCUUAUGAAACCAUUCCACCUCCUUCUGAACCCAUCUCUGAACCUUCUGAACUCAUACACAAUCCCUCUGAACCCACCUCUGAACCCUCUAAACCCGACCUCACCUUUCCUACCAUUGAUGAGGUUUUUUCCAAGUUCUCAGAGAAUGCUACUUCGAGACUCAGGAAGUUAUUUGAAGAAUCCAGGCUCAGUGACAAUCCUUCUGAAGUAAGGACUCACUGGAACAUAUUUCUCAGGUGGAUGACAUCUGGAGUCUUUAAGCUAAAGGGACUUUCUGAACAAGUCAGAAAUGACUACAUCAGAGGUGCUGAAGAGAGGCUGGAGGCGCGUCUGGCACAUGAAGCUGUAGAAAGGGUUAGGAGAGAAAAUAAAGAAAGAGAUGAUGUUGAAGCUGUUGCUAAGGAGGAAGCUGAGAAAGCUGCCGCUACAGAAGCUGAAACUAAAGCAAAAGCUGAAGCUAAAGAAGUUGCUCGCAAAGCUGUAGAAGAAGCUACAAAGUCAUCUGAGGUUGCUCUGACUCAAUGUGAGUCAUCAAUAUCUGAUCUAGCUCCUCUAGUUCUCAAGACUCUAGAAGAGAUACAGAAAGAAUAA
Messenger RNA from Lathyrus oleraceus (garden pea), 660 nucleotides. RefSeq lists its product as uncharacterized. NCBI's taxonomy places the organism in Eukaryota, Viridiplantae, Streptophyta, Magnoliopsida, Fabales, Fabaceae. The coding region runs from base 1 to 660 and encodes 219 amino acids. The record is from RefSeq and is a predicted model, not a curated record. The transcript has a single exon.